UAAUUAACUAGGCAUUUUUGGCAAAUAAUUCAAGCCGUUAUAUAAUUGUCAUAAUAGUUACUAUGUUAACAUGACAUAAUUUAGUAUUGCAUGCCUAGUGCAUAUAAUAGGAUAAAUGAGGCAGCAUGAUAUCAUUUUGGCUUAGUUGGAUUUGUUUUAACUUGUAGUGAUCCAUGACACUCUUUGGGAGUGUCUAGAGUGGUGGAACCUAUGCUCGCGGUAUUGUGUACAUAUAUUAUCUUUUUAAGAAACAAGAAAGAAUUAUUAUUUUGAUUUGCCUAUACAAAAACAUAAGUUAUCCUCCUAUUAUCGAAACAUAUUGUUGAUGUGCGUCAUCACGUGACUUAGUCGUCUCGUGAGCUAUCGACACGGCAUAAGUGAAAAGGUGAAAGUUUGCCCGGAAGGGUACCUAUGCUGGUGGAAGAAGGAAUUCGUGGAAUGAAAGGACGACAGUGGCAGAAAAUGGACAGCGUGUUAUGCAUAAAGUACCCUUGUGUAUGCAGAGCUAUAGUUGGGACUGCGGACUAGCUUGUGCCUCCAUGGUUCUACAAUACUAUGGGAGAGAGUCACAAAAAGUCUAUACGUCUGAUCUUGAGGAUUUACAGUGUGGUGAAAGUAUUUGGACAAUAGACCUUGCUUCCCUGAUGAACAAGUAUGGUAUAAAGCACAGUCUCUGCACUAUUACACUGGGAGUUGAUAAAAACUACUCUAAACAGGCAUUUUAUAGUAGGAAGUUCAGUGUAGAUGAGGAGAGAGUUUCUAAGCUAUUUGAGGAGAGUGGUUCAAAUGGCAUUGAAGUUCAGCAGAGGUCAGUAAGCAGAGAUGAGAUCAUAGCUCAUAUUGAGAUGGGAAAUCUCUGUAUAGCUCUUGUGGACUGGAAUGAGUUGGAGUGUAUCUGGUGUGACAGGCUAAGAUGCCAGACCAGCUGCUUUUCCUGUCUGACCAGUAAAUGUUGUGGAAGUUACCAAGGUCACUAUGUGGUUGUUUGUGGUUUUGACAAGAAGAAGAAAAGGAUAUUUUACAAGAAUCCAUCAUAUGAUGAAGAUUUGUGCUGCAGUAGGAUGGACAAGUUUGAUAUAGCCAGGAAAAGUUACGGUACAGACGAGGAUUUACUGUUUGUGUACAAAGACGGAGUGCCUUAGGUCUACACUGCUGUACUUUGCUAAUUCUUCGGGGACCAAUUGUGCUCAUUAUUUUACUUAUUAUGCAUAGAACUAUCAAGUUGCCUAUAAAUUCUUACUGUGAACAGUUGUAAAUUCGGAUAUUUUUGCACAGCCAAAAUUUUGCUACUUUUAGCAUUGUGUACAUUCAUGAACAUAAAAUUAGCAUUAUUCUCGAAAACAAGAACAAAAAACGAUAUUCCUGAAUUGCUGUUUUGUUAAUUUUCCUUACUAAUUUUAUAAACGAAAAUCAAAAACAAUGAAAUCUCUGUAAGCGGAACGGCUGCUGGACCAUAGUACAAUUUGUUUUCGAAGGGUUUUCAGUUUAGAGUGGUUUUGUGUAUGGAUUUUUUUCUAUAUUACAUAAAUAGUUUUGCAGUUUUACUUGUUAAGUACUGUAUGAAAUUACACCAUUAAGUUUGUUUUGACUUGUGCUACCAAUUUACCAAAUAUUGUGAAGUAUGGUAAUCAUGAUAAAGGCAAGUGCCAAAAUUCUGAUUGUGUUUAAAUUGUUCAGUUUUCAGGGGAUAUUCUGUAGUGAUUAGUAGAGGCUUUGUCUGCAAAAAAAUGUUCAGUUUCUGGAAUUGAGGGUUUAUUCAGGGGUAUUUUCCUAAUAAAAUAUGAAAUCCAAAGUUCGGGACUGCAAACUUUGUUGAGUUUGGAGUGGUUUCUGGUAUUCAGGAUUUCCAUUUUAGAGGGGUUUUGCUAUACCUGGUUAUUCAUAUCAUUUAUCCAAAAUUACACAAUACCUCAGUACUUGUAGACAUGGUACUGGCUGUUAUAAGCUUGGCAUCUUACGAUUGUUUGUCACAAUUCCCUAAUCUCUAAAAUUACCUUUGAACUUUCGCAUAAAUUAAUGUUUGUGAGACUGCCCGCCCACUUAGCUCAGUAGGUAAGAGCGUUGAUCUACGGAUUGCGGGGUCGUGAGUUCGAUCCUCGGGCGGGGCGUAUGUUCUCCGUGACUAUUUGAUAAAUGACAUUGUGUCUGAAAUCAUUAGUCCUCCACCUCUGAUUCAUGUGGGGAAGUUGGCAGUUACUUGCGGAGAACAGGUUUGUACUGGUACAGAAUCAAGGAACAAUGGUUAGGUUAACUGCCCGCCGUAACAUGACUGAAAUACUGUUGAAAAACGGCGUUAAACCCAAAACAAACAAACAAAAUGUUUGUGAGAAAAUGUAAUAUGCAAAAAUUAAUCCCUCAAAUAUUGCUGAUUUACAGUAUGCUGUACUGAUUGAUAAGUUUUGUCUCUUAAUCAGAAAUUUUUGUGAUAUAAACUGACCAUUGCUUGCCCUUGAUCGUGAAAAACUGCUGUAACUGCCAGGUUAGUAUAAUGUAUACAAAUUUGUUACACGUUUUGUGUUCUGUGGCAAAUGUAUUUGCUAUUUUUGGUAGUCAGUUGAAUGUGUUUGCUCUGUACAUAAUGUAUAUGUAACUGCAACAUUUGGACACAAACUGUUGUCCACUCAGAGGCAUAUUUGCAUCUUCCCCACAGGCAUAAGUGUAUCUUUCAGUGGCAUAAUUGUGACUUUGAUGAAUUUUGUUUCUAUAUAGAAUCACAAGUGCACUUUUACAGAUACGAAAGCAAUGUUUGAUAUUUAGGUCUUCUUCUGAUGGUAUUGGCCUUUUCAAGUCAUAUGAAAAUACAUUAGAUGCAUGUGAGCAUUGAUAACAAUGUUGUCCUAGUGCUGCAUUUCUCUUUUUUUCUCUAGAGUUAUGUCCCUUCUAUCAGUUUAAUAUUUCUUAUGCUCUUGGUUGUUUGCUAAAGUAAAUUGUUUCUUUUUUAUGUUUUAUAGAGUCCCCUUUCAAUUUUUGUUGUUUUAUAUUUCAAGGCUACUAUAUAUAAAAUUGUUCAUUGUGACUGGAAUGGUCUAACAUAAUUUUAUUGUGUUGUCUCAAUAAAAAAAGUUAUUGGCUUACACUGUAAAUAUAAUGUGCAGUCAAGUUUCAGAAAAAAUUUAAAUAGCAGAGAAUGACCUGUAUCAAGAAAUAUUGGUGGAAUAGUUGACAUAUACACAUGUAUGUCCCAUUCUAUAAUAAUCCGCAUUUUGCAACAAAUUCGGGCUCCAGGGUUAUUAAAACCAGUCUGAGGGGGCAAUCUUGCUAUUUGUUGAUUUCAAAAUUGUGCGUUACAAGUAACCAAUCAGAUGCUGGUAUUUAAGAAUUACCCUUAUAACCUUGGUAUAAUUGUAACUUUGAUGAAUUUUAUGUACUAUUUAGAAUCACAAGUGCACUUUUACAGCUGCAGAAGCGCUGUUUUGAUAUUGGGAGACACAAAGAAUAUCAUUACAUUAUAUAUAUAUAUAUAUAUAUAUAUAUGAAUUUAGAGGAAAAGAAACUCUGUUUGUACAAACAUUUAUUUAUUGCAGGGCAGUGGAAAUUAGUGCAAUAUUUGACAGACAAUUUUUUCAUUCUUAACCUCUUUUUUUGUUGGCUUUUCAAUGUUUGUAUCAAACUUAAUAGUUAAUUUGUUUAAACAUCCAGUCAGCAACCAGAGAUUCUUUCAGAAUUUUAUUUCACUUAUCUUUGUAUGAUACCAGGCCAUAUAAUGCCUGUUCAAUGAACUCAUUAGAGCAUUUAUUUGGUAUUCAGUUACAACAAAACUUAGUUUCUUUGGGUCAGUACUUGACUUUUAACCUGUAUGUAAAAACGCCAGUAAAACAAUGUUGUUUAAUUUUGAGGACUAUAGUUGUUUUUUGCAAGUUACUCUAUUAAUAAUAUUAUUUGUUCAAAAAGAAAAAAGUUACAGUUCAAAUGAAAUUCUGAUAGUUAACCCUUAUCAUGUUAGACACGAUUGAUUCAGCCUGAGUAACUAGUGUGGAUCAUGAUCAGCCUGCACAUCCAUGCAGUCUGAUCAAGAUCUGCACUAUUCGCCAUUCAGUCGGUAUCUUUUUGGUUAGCUAACAUUAACGAUACUGUCUAAAUUGAAAGAUGGACAAGUUCAUUAUAGAAACUUAGCAGGGUAAGGGUUUACAAUUUUGCAGAGUUGCCUUUUGUUCAUUGUGCAUGUAAGGAUGGCGUUUAAUAGGCUUAAGAGUUUUUCGUUACACUUUGUCAAAAUUAAAGUUACUGUAGUGGAUAGUGGCGGGAAAAAAACAAACAGAAAGCAAAAAAAUCAAGCAUCAUGAUUAUGUAGUUCUUAGUAUGUUUGAAGAACAUCAACAUUUUUUUUAGGAAAACGUUUGGUACAUUCAACGUAAUUCAUUUUACUAAUGUGAACAAUUUUGUUUCUCAACAUACACUUAGUUGGUUCCAUGUGUGACAGAUGUUUAAAUUUUGGAAUGAAAUGUAUAUUUUUGCUAGACAAAUAUGUCUUUGUGUUUUAAAGAUAUGUAUCUUUGUAUAUGUAUUUUUUACUUCAGUUGUAAUUGUUAGAUGUUAUGCUAGUCCUAUUUGUACAAAACAUGUCAAAAUUGCUACAUUCCAAAGAGGUUUUUGUGCUCUGACUGAAAAAGGAGAUUGGUGCAAUUAACUUUACUCUUGUUUUGAUGUCGAGACAAUUUAUGUAUGUCCUGAUAAUAUCCAGUGUCAAACUUCUCAUUAAUCAUCAGUCUUCAUUUGUUCAGCCAUCAUCAAUGAUUUCCUGUGAUCUAUAAUAGGUGUAUUUAACCUUUAGCCUGCUCGCGGCAAGUUAUUCUGCCUUUGCGACCAGUGCGACCAAGAUCAGCCUGCACAUCCGUGCAGUCUGAUCAUGGUCUGCACUGUUCGCUAUUUAGUCAGUAAAUAUUCAGUGAACACCCCAAUGAAUAAUAAGUGGUACUGCCGAAACUGAAUGACGGACCAGCCCAUUUUAGAAAUUAAGCAGGGUAAGGGUUAAAGAAGAUUAUAUUUGAAAUCGUCAUCAUUCUCCAGUUAAGGUGUUGGAACUGUAAUUACCAUUAGAAAUUUGGUGUAAUUACCAAUUCUGAUACGUUAUUUUGACAUCCUUUCGCCGUAAUAAAAAAUGUUUUUUCAUAACUACCGGAAACUGCUGAAAUUGCAUAUGGAGAAUAGGUUAUCGAACAGAACAUGCCGAUUCUUGUUACAGGUCCACUACCUUAAAAUGGCUUGUAAUUCAUCACUGAUAAUUAUGUGGUAAUUAAGAGGACACCUGUUUCCAAGUUACAGUCUCCGAGUUUAUAUUACUUUAUUUAAUGUUGGUAUUGAUGAAGAAAGUUGUUGAUUAAAUUGUAAAUUUUUCACGUUUAUAUUUCAAUAUUUAGGGGAGUGUUGGUCUAGUGGUUAUGGUGUCGGAUGCUCAGCCCAGGUCUCUACUGGGUUCAUGACCAUGCCAUCUUAUAUGACACCAGUAUUGGUUUUUCCAGGAAGCUGACUGGAGUGUGGUUCAAAUAAGCUUGACACUUUCAUCACAAUAGAGCUAAAAUAAAUUAGUAUAUAUCAAUAUCAACUAUAAAACAAACAAAUGUAUGAUUUCUAAUUGUUAUAAGAAAUAGAAUUUUAUAAUUUUUUACUUUCCAGCAUUGUAGGCUCCAGUGAUUAUAUUUAUUUUAUCUAAUUCAGCAUUACACAGGUUAAAAGCGAUUCAGUUUAGAGUAACGUCUCAUAUCAGGAAGUCUCCCCCUUUUGGCAUAAUAAUCAAAGAGUGAAAAAUAAAAAUUAGAUUAUAUUAUUUUGUCUGUAUGCAACAAGUUUUGUGAAUCUUCUGAGUUUUUAGCUCACAUGUCACAAAGUGACAGUGUGAGCUUUUGUGAUCGCGCAGCGUCCGUCGUCCGUGCGUGCGUCCGUGCGUAAACUUUUGCUUGUGACCACUCUAGAGGUCACAUUUUUCAUGGGAUCUUUAUGAAAGUUGGUCAGAAUGUUCAUCUUGAUGAUAUCUAGGUCAAGUUCGAAACUGGGUCAACUGCGGUCAAAAACUAGGUCAGUAGGUCUAAAAAUAGAAAAACCUUAUGACCUCUCUAGAGGCCAUAUUUUUCAAAAGAUCUUCAUGAAAAUUGGUCAGAAUGUUCACCUUGAUGAUAUCUAGGUCAAGUUUGAAACUGGGUCACAUGCAUUCAAAAACUAGGUCAGUAGGUCAAAUAAUAGAAAAACCUUGUGACCUCUCUAGAGGCCAUAUUUUUCAUUGGAUCUGUAUGAAAGUUGGUCUGAAUGUUCAUCUUGAUGAUAUCUAGGUCAAGUUCGAAACUGGGUCAGCUGCGGUUAAAAACUAGGUUAGUAGGUCUAAAAAUAGAAAAACCUUGUGACCUCUCUAGAGGCCAUACUUGUGAAUGGAUCUUCAUGAAAAUUAGUCUGAAUGUUCACCUUGAUGAUAUCUAGAUCAAGUUCGAAACUGGGUCACGUGCCUUCAGAAACUAGGUCAGCAGGUCAAAUAAUAGAAAAACCUUGUGACCUCUCUAUGGGCCAUAUUUUUCAUGGGAUCUGUAUGAAAAUUGGUCUGAAUGUUCAUCUUGAUGAUAUCUAGGUCAAGUUCGAAACUGGGUCAGCUGCGGAUAAAAACUAGGUCAGUAGGUCUAAAAAUAGAAAAACCUUGUGACCUCUCUAGAGGCCAUACUUUUGAAUGGAUCUUCAUGAAAAUUAGUCUGAAUGUUCACCUUGAUGAUAUCUAGGUCAAGUUCGAAACUGGGUCACAUGCCGUCAGAAACUAGGUCAGUAGGUCAAAUAAUAGAAAAACCUUGUGACCUCUCUAGAGGCCAUAUUUUUCAUUGGAUCUGUAUGAAAGUUGGUCUGAAUGUUCAUCUUGAUGAUAUCUAGGUCAAGUUCGAAACUUGGUUAGCUGCGGUCAAAAACUAGGUCAUUAGGUCUAAAAAUAGAAAAACCUUGUGACCUCUCUGAAGGCUAUACUUUUGAAUGGAUCUUCAUGAAAAUUGGUCAGAAUGUUCAUCUUGAUGAUAUCUAGGUCAAGUUUGAAACUGGGUCACGUGCCAUCAAUAACUAGGUCAGUAGGUCAAAUAAUGAAAAAACCUUGUGAUCUCUCUAGAGACCAUAUUUUUCAUGGGAUCUGUAUGAAAGUUGGUCAGAAUGUUCAUCUUGAUGAUAUCUAGGUCAGGUUCAAAACUGGGUCACAUGAGAUCAAAAACUGGGUCACUAUGUCAAAUAAUAGAAAAAAAUGACGUCAUACUCAGUUCAAAACUGGGUCAUGUUGGGACAGGUGAGCGAUUCAGGACCAUCAUGGUCCUCUUGUUUUUUAAAUAUUUAAGGAAAAUUGUUGUGAUUUUUGGUUGUCAGGCAUUUUCUAAAGUAGACUUUAAAAAUGGAAAAUGUUCCGAGUUUUCUUUUCCUGGGUCUUAUUGCAUCUCAUUAGCUAAGCCUGGAUCCAAGAUUACAUAAAUAAGAUUGAAGAUCAGUCUCAAAGCUCUAGCAUCCGAUUGGUUAAUUUUGAGCUCUGACAAAUAACGAAGUUGAGUUUCCAGUCCAUACUCCAAUCUCAGUUUUACAACCUAAGACCCAGUUUAGUGUUUUUGUUUAGUACGUAUAUUCUAUUUUGAUCUGUGUUCAUACCAAUGCAGUCAAAAAUGAAAAUAUAUAUUACAUUUAGUUUUAUGUUAAUUUUAUUUGACUGAAAACAGGUUAUGUUUGAUCAGAUGUAUUUAGUUCACGGUUGAAUUCUCGUGCCUUGGCAUGAAAAGAAUGCAAUCGAAAUUUUCUAUUUUUGCAACAAUACUGUAAAAUCAUUUAAUUUCGUGGGCAUGAAAUUUCGUGGUUUUGGUCAAAACAGUAUCUUUGUGGGGAUAUGAAUUCGUGGAUUUCAACUUUUGAAUAUAAAAUGAAUGGGAAUUGUACUUGUUCGUUGGGAUUAAAUUUCCUGGAUUGACUCAACCACGAAAUCCACAAAUAUUAGUUCCCCACGAAUAUUAAUGAUUUCACAGUAACUGUAGCCGGUUGUUGUUAAGUGGACAAAUACAUAAUCUUUGUUGUUCAGGAAUUCACUUGUGUUCUAUUUUUACUUCUGUUGAAAAUGUAGGAUAGUGUAUAUUUAUAUAAAGUAAAAAUAGCUCUAAGAAUGUCAAUGUUCUUUAUUUCUCCUAUAGAGACUCCCAAGUUAUUUGUGAACAUACGUUUCAAGUAAAUAAUUUACUAAGAACGAUAUAAGUGGCUGAAUUUAAUUUGUAUUUACUGAUUAAGAGUACCAAAGGACCUCAUUUUGAGGUCCUUUGUCAGUAAAUAAUUUAGUUAAAAGCUUAAAACUGCCACUUUGUUAAAUUGUUUUAUGAAAAGUUGUUUCUUUGUAAAUUCUUCUUUGUUUUAAUAUGCAAAUUUAAAAUGGAAUUAGAAUAAUAUUUGUAAAUUUACAAACUGAGAGAUGUUUACAAUUUCUUAGUUUUGAAAAUGUUGGUUGCCUGCAAAGAAAACUCCCGGUUUGGCCUGUAAAAUUCAUUUAAUUGAAUUUUUGAAAUUUGACUGUUAUGAGGAUUUUGUAGGUUUACAGAGGGUAAAUUCAAUGAACACAGAGGAACAUAAAAAGCAUUAAUGUCUAUAGCACCACUACCACUAACUAUAUUAAUUAAGUAGAAUAAUUAAGGUAAACUUUAGUCUUUUCUUUGUAUUUUUCUUAUUUGUUUUAAAUUCUAUUUCAUUGUAUAAUUAUUAUUAUAUACUGAUAUAUUGGUUUUGUCAUUUGGGCCACUCUAUGAGAAAACCAACGUAGUGCGUUUGCGACUAGCAUGGAUCCAGACCAGCCUGCGCAUCCGUGCAGUCUGGUAAGGAUCCAUGCUGUUCGGCGCAGGCUGGUCUGGAUCCAUGCUGGUCGCAAUCGCACUAUGUUGGUUUUCUCAUGGCGCAGCUCAUUUAUGUCUGCAUAGCAUUGAUCAAUUGCUUCAUUUGCAGCUUCUUUGGGAGGAAACUUUAAAAUUUUAUGUAAAACAAAAGUAGUUAUAUUUGUUGAAGCUCUUAUCAUGUUUAUUGUAAUUUGUCUGUUAAAUCUAGGCUACUACUCUGUUUUGUAAAUAUAUACAUACAUUGGCAAUCUAAGAUAUUCUUUAUUUUGUUUGAAAAGUUUUGUUGAAAAAAUCAUUUCAUAUAUCAUACAGCAUUAUAGACCUACUAUUAAAAGACCUCUGCUGGGAUCUUUAAGAUUCUUUGGAAGCAUAGAACACAACCAAGCAAUUUAGCAGACUGGGUUCAAUUAGGAAUAUUCAUUAGGGCUUAUCAGCACUCCUCAAGCCUGUCAGUGUCUAAAAGAAUACUGUACUUUUAAGACAUACCUGUGUGAUUUUCAGAGUUAUAAAAAUUAAUGUGGUCAAAGGGAAAACACCCACUCUUUGAUAUUAGAAUGUUCCUUAUUUAACUAAGUUCUAAGGAGACUACCCUUUCUUAGAAAAAGCAAUGAAAAAUAUCCAACAGGAAAAGUUAUAUUUCAAGAAAGCAGUCCCCAAAACCAUAAUAAGUUUUCCAGUCUACAAAAUUUCAAUCGGUAAAAUAUUUGCUAAUAGAAUAGCAGGUUUUUUUUCUCUUUGCCAGUGAUUAGAUGUUAGAACUCCAGCAGAUGUUUUAAUUUGGAUACUGUCUCUAAGUCGAGAGAAGCAUUUUAGUUUUUGUGGUAUUUGAUUGGUUAGUCUUUAGAAAAAAAAACACACGAAAGCCAAGUGCCAUUUGAAAAAAAAUGUGAUAUUUUCUGCCAGCCUGUACUUUGUAAACAUUUAUUGCAGUGAUGUUUAACGAGAUUUAGUUAUUUAAGAUUUGAGAAUUAUCAUUAUGUUGUGGACAAAUAUAAUGUAAAUUUGCUGAUCUACAGUUUACUUGUUUGUGUCGAUAAUAAAAUAAAUGUUAUGACCUGUAUGGAUAAUGAUAAUAAUACAGACUUGUUGAUGGC
Molecule: messenger RNA, 9901 nt
Organism: Mercenaria mercenaria
Lineage: Eukaryota; Metazoa; Mollusca; Bivalvia; Venerida; Veneridae
Product: protein GUCD1-like
Exons: 9
Coding region: 477-1142 (221 amino acids)
Source: RefSeq, a predicted model, not a curated record